AUGAGUAGGUUAGAACAGAAUCGAAAGGUCGUUAUGGAUUACAGACCUAGGACGGAGAUGAAAGGCGACAAUUAUCACAUCUCUGGAAAUGGAAUAAAAGAUCCGAAAGCUAUUAAUGGAAAGUAUCCAAAACCUCCGAAAAAAUAUUCAAAUCCGUACUCACCGAGCGGUCCCCCAAUCUCAUCAUCCACGAUGGAUCUAAAUGGCAAGAUCUCUAGUUCUCCAAGGCAGUCCUCAAAUACCUACUCUCCUCGUAAUUCCACUUCCAAAUCGAUGACCUUGGACCAGAAUACCAGGUUUCCCAGGUCUCCAAGACAGCCUUCAAAUGCCUACUCAACUGGGAAUAUCUUUGAGACAUCACCAACUAAGAAUCAAUCCCCAAAACCAGCGUCUCGUCACCAUCUACUCAACGAGGGCGAAUAUAUCCGACGAUAUUCUAUUACAACCACAGUAAAAGUGCCGGAAUUGCAAUCUAAUUAUGGGGAACCUUCGUCGAAAAAUUCACGUAAUGAUGAAGCUCCAAACAUGAAUACUGUUCAGCGCAAAAGCUCAAAUAUUUACGACAAUGCCAAAGAUAUACAACCUAUUCCAACUAAACGGAAUUCGAGUGCUAAAAUGAAUGCUAUAUUGUUUCCCAGAACAAUUUCUACCCCAAAUCAGCUGACUAAGAGAGAUACAAGUGAGAAGGUUCAUUCAUUUGACUCGGUUCAUACGGAGCCUUUGAGCCAAGAUGAUGGAUUUUUUGAUAAGGUAAUGGCAUUUGAAAAGAACAAGGAAAGCAGCCUUAAGAUUGAUUCCGGUGGCCAAAUCAAAUAUGCUGAAGCUAUUAAAAUGUCUCUAUCAAAGAGCCAAGAAGCGAUUAUAAGUGGUGAAAGUCCAAAUUCCCAAAAUUAUGUACAAAACUCUAUCAUUAUUCCCUCGAAAAAAGCAUCAAUGGUUGAGAGUCUACCGCCCAACGGUUUUAACCCUAAGUCAUCGAUGAACACAGAUCAGAAACCCAAAACUAUACCUGGAUGUUAUGAUGGUGGGUUUGGCGUCACCACCCCAACUGUAAACUUUGGCAAUUCUACAACUUCUUUAUAUUUUCAAAUUAAUUGCAAUCGUGAAAUUCGCGAUUGA
Molecule: messenger RNA, 1119 nt
Organism: Rodentolepis nana
Lineage: Eukaryota; Metazoa; Platyhelminthes; Cestoda; Cyclophyllidea; Hymenolepididae
Source: the annotation of a GenBank genome assembly